GGUGCCCCCCCAUCCUUUUUUAGGGGUUUCCUUUUUAGGGCUGCCCCCCCAUAUCCAUUUUGCCCCCCCCGUAUCCGUUUAGGGCCCCCCCGUAUCCCUUUAGGGAUGCCCCCAUCCCAUUACCCCCCCCAUAUCCUUUAGGGGUGCCCCCCCAUGUCCCUUUUCAGGUGUCCUGUCCCAUCACCCCCCCCCCCAUAUCCCUUUAGGGGCCCCCCCAUCCCAUUCCCCCCCCCAUAUCCCUUUUCCAGGUGUCCCAUCCCAUUCCCCCCCCCCGGGUUCCCUUUAGGGCUGCCCCCCCACAUAUCCCAUUUUAGGGCUGCCCCCCCCCAUCCCCCCCCUAUCUCCCUUUUUAGGGCUCCCCCUUCUCCCUUAGGCUUCCCCCUUCCCCUCUCCCCUUACCCCCCCUUGCCCCCCCUUCCCCAGCCACCCCCUCCCGUGCUCUGUGCCCCCCCCACAGCCCCCCCCGGGCUCCGUGCCCCCCCCCCCAACCCCCCCAUGGCGGGCCGAGGCCGGGGCCGGGGUCGCGGGCAGCUGACCUUCAACGUGGAGGCCGUGGGCAUCGGGAAGGGGGACGCGCUGCCCCCCCCCACCCUACAGCCCUCCCCCCUCUUCCCGCCCGUGGAGUACCGCCCGGUGCCGCUGCCGGGGGGCGAGGAGCUGGAGUACAUGCUGGCCCUCAAGCAGGAGCUGCGCGGCGCCAUGAGGAACCUGCCCUACUUCAUCAAACCGGGGGCACCCCGCAGAGACAUCGAGCGCUACUCGGACAAGUACCAGGUCUCCAACCCCAUUGACGGUGCCAUCGAUUGGAACCCAGACUGGAGGCGGCUGCCGCGGGAGCUGAAGAUUCGGGUGCGGAGGCUGCGGAAGGGCCGGACCACCGUCCUCGUCCCCAAGCCCAAGCAGCGGGCGGCGCUGGACAAGGAGGAGGCCAUCAAGAAGCUGGAGAGCCUGGAGAAGAAGGAGGAGGAGGUGACCUCAGAGGAGGAAGAGGAGAAGGAGGAGGAGGAGGAAGGCAAGGAGGAGGAGGAGGAGGAGUACGACGAGGAGGAGCACGAGGAGGAGACCGACUACAUCAUGUCCUACUUCGACAACGGGGAGGAUUUCGGCGGCGACAGCGACGACAACAUGGACGAGGCCGUUUACUGACCCCCCCCCACGGGGUAUCGGGGGGGCCCUGCGCCCCCCCCAGCCCCCCCCCGCUUGGGGGGGUCCCAGUAUCCCCAGUACCCCCAUACUGGUGCCCCCAGUGCUCCCAGUCAGGGUGGCCGGCAGGUGGCACUUGUGCUCCAGGGAUGGGUGCCGCAGCGCUGGGUGCCCCCCCCCACCAGGGAUGGUUUUUUUUUGGGGGGGGGGUGACCCUGCUGCCCCCCCCCCCAGCUCGGGGGUCCUGGGGGGCCCCAACCCCUGCAGGAGGGGGGUGUGGGGGCGGUUUUUAACGGGCUGCGUUUGGUUUUGGGGUGGGGGGGGGAAAGAGCAGGGCUGGGGGGUGACCGUGCCCCCCCCCCCAGCUCACCCCGUGAUGUUUUGGGGAAAAUGUUAUGUGCCCCCCCCCCAUUUUUAGCAACUUUUUAACAUUUGGAGCUUUUUUACCGAUUCGGGUG
Molecule: messenger RNA, 1601 nt
Organism: Anas platyrhynchos (mallard)
Lineage: Eukaryota; Metazoa; Chordata; Aves; Anseriformes; Anatidae
Gene: POLR3GL
Product: RNA polymerase III subunit GL
Biological process (GO): transcription by RNA polymerase III
Cellular component (GO): RNA polymerase III complex
Source: RefSeq, a predicted model, not a curated record